Hyposmocoma kahamanoa is the source of this 1397-nucleotide messenger RNA. RefSeq names its product dnaJ protein homolog 1 (gene DnaJ-5). Gene Ontology annotation, molecular function: protein-folding chaperone binding. Gene Ontology annotation, biological process: negative regulation of transcription by RNA polymerase II. Gene Ontology annotation, cellular component: cytosol. Lineage: Eukaryota; Metazoa; Arthropoda; Insecta; Lepidoptera; Cosmopterigidae. Bases 139 to 1203 code for a protein of 354 amino acids. The record is from RefSeq and is a predicted model, not a curated record. The transcript is spliced from 3 exons.
GGGCAAUGUGUUUCAUUCAUUUGUGAAAAUUGUGAACUGUGAGUUGUGUUGUGGGAGUGAUCGAGUAUUUUAUAAUUUUUGCCUAGUUUUGCUGUUGGAUUGCUGUUUGAUAUUAGGAAAUAAGGUUUAAAGUACAAAAUGGGAAAAGAUUAUUACAAAAGUUUAGGAUUGUCGAAAGGAGCGUCAGACGACGAGAUCAAAAAAGCUUAUAGGAAACUCGCUCUUAAGUACCACCCGGACAAGAAUAAAAGUCCAGGGGCUGAGGAGAGGUUCAAGGAAGUGGCAGAAGCGUAUGAAGUGCUAUCAGAUAAGAAGAAACGUGAGAUUUACGAUGCUCACGGUGAGGAAGGUCUCAAGGGAGGAAUGGGCGGCCAAAACGGCGUCGGAGGCGGACAGUCGUUCAAGUACACCUUCCAUGGAGAUCCGCAGGCGACAUUUGCACAGUUCUUCGGCGCAUCGAGUCCGUUCCAGGCGUUCUUCGACCUCAACGGUGGCGGUGGCGGCAGUACCAUGUUCUUCGAUAGGGACAUGGAUGUAGACAUGGAUCCGUUUGCGAAUAUGGGCGGUAUGGGCACGACGCGACCAGGUGGCCCGGGCGGCGCCUUCCGCAGCCAUAGCUUCAACGUCCACGGCUCGCCUAACAGGAAGGAGAAGACCCAAGAUCCGCCAAUAGAGCACGAUCUUUACGUUUCCCUGGAAGACAUCGCGCGUGGCUGCGUCAAGAAGAUGAAAAUUUCGCGACGCGUGCUGCAGCCUGACGGCACAUCAAAGAAGGAAGACAAAGUGCUUACCAUCCAUGUCAAACCUGGGUGGAAAGCUGGAACCAAGAUUACGUUCCAGAAAGAGGGAGACCAGGGAAGGAAUAAGAUCCCAGCUGACAUCGUUUUCAUCAUCAGAGACAAACCAAACCCGCUGUUCAAGAGGGAAGGUAGUGACAUCAGAUACACUGCUAGAGUGUCACUCAAACAGGCUCUGUGUGGCACUGUAAUUGAAGUCCCAACAAUGUCUGGGGAGAAGCUAACAGUCAACCUUCAAGGAGAAAUUGUGAAGCCCCACACAGUGAAACGCUUCCCUGGCUAUGGACUGCCAUUCCCCAAGGAACCAACAAGGAAAGGAGAUCUUCUAGUAGCAUUCGACAUUAAAUUCCCCGAUCGUCUCAGUCAAGGAGUCAAGGAAAUCUUAAUGGACACUCUACCGAACUAAGCUAGAGAAGACUGCAGAAUAUCUCAGGACAGAUUUUAGUGUUUAACAAGGGUAUCAAUCUGUUGAAUUUGGGCUGACCAGACCCUUGGCCAAUUCAAUGUGAGAUUGAUCCAGUUUGUGCUCAAAUCUCAGUGGGACAUUCCUCGUUUAGGAAACUUUUUACUCAUUAUUAUAAUUUGCUGCCUAAUUUGACG